CUCCCCCUCCCCCUCCGCGCCGGUCGCCUGGCCGCUGCCGGCUUUUUGUGGAGUCUCGGCCCGCGGUGCUGCCGCUGCUGCCGGACAAGGGGUGGCGCGAGGGAAGGGCGUGCUGGGCCGCGGCUCGGCCCCCGCGCCCGCUCUCCGGCUGCCGCCGGCCUCCGCCGUGCGCCCCUCCCCCACGCGCGGCGGCGCGCCCCGUCCCCGCGUGCACGCGCUGCUGGCGGCGGGCGGGCGCCCGGCGCUCGGGCGUGUGCGAGGCGUGAGGUGGAGAUGGGGGCGGAGGGAGCCGGAGCUGUCACAGGCCCCGGGUCCGCCUGACGGAGCCAAGUGGGGUGUCAUGGCCGCGGGGGGCAGCGGCUGCACUUCCUCUGCGGGUGCUGGAGGCGGCCGGGGAGUUGGUCCUGGACGCACGGGUCCCGUUUCCCUCUGUGCGGCGGCCGGCGGGACCAUAAGGGCUUAACUCAUAUAUUUAACCCCCCUCCAAAAAGGUUUGAAAGUAUUCUUGAAGGGCUUUUUGGACCUGCAUUGUUAAAAGAUCUCAGUUUAUUUAAAGAGUGUGACUCUGAAAGCAUUUCUGAUUGGACUUUCGAUGAAAAUUGUCUGUUCUGUUGCUUGAGAAGAGAUAAAGUAAAGGCAUCCUACUGGGUGUGAGUUGGUAUUUGCAUUUUUCUAGUGGAAAGUGGUGUUGAAUAUUAAUACCUUAACAGAUGUGAUUUGCACAUAUUCGCUCCCAUUUUGGACACUUAGUCGGUCUGGAUGAACCAGUUUCGGGAGCUGAUCAAGAAGCUCUGCUUAAACAAGAGCAAGCAAAAAUCCUUCGAUUCGAGAGACAAGCAGAAGAGUUCCUCAAUGCAGUCUUUUAUAGAAAAGACAGUCCCUGGGUCUCCGACCCCAAUAUUCCCCUAGUGGCCCGUGAGAUCAUGCAGCGAAUGAUCCAACAAUUUGCUGCUGAAUAUACCUCAAAAAAUAGCUCUACUCAGGACCCCAGCCAGCCCAAUAGCACAAAGAACCAAAGCCUGCCGAAAGCAUCUCCAGUCACCACCUCUCCCACGGCUGCAACUACUCAGAACCCUGUGCUCAGCAAACUUCUCAUGGCUGACCAAGACUCACCUCUGGACCUUACUGUCAGAAAGUCUCAGUCAGAACCUAGCGAACAAGACGGCGUACUUGAUCUGUCCACUAAAAAAAGUCCAUGUGCUGGCAGCACUUCCCUGAGCCAUUCUCCAGGCUGCUCCACUACUCAAGGGAACGGUGAGAACUCAGCAGAGGCAAUAGCAGUAGAUUCUAACCAUCAUUCGAAGUCCCCGCUGGAGAAGUUUAUGGUCAAACUGUGCACUCAUCAUCAGAAGCAAUUCAUUCGUGUUCUGAACGACCUGUACACCGAAUCUCAACCAGGCACCGAGGACCUACAGCCUUCUGAAUUGGGAGCAAUGGAUGCAUCUACUUGCAACGCUGGCUGUGCCCAGCUAAGCACCAAACAUAAGGAAAAGGAUGCUGUGUGUCUUGAUAUGAAGUCUGCUACUCCUGCAGAUUUGUUUGUAGACUCAUCAGGCUCGCCUAGCCCUCGACACUUGACAGAACAGACCCUGAAAGAGCCCCCUCCUCCUGAGACAAACCCUGCAGAUGGAAGAGAGAAUGUCUUGACUCUUCUCCAGAAAGAUGCCUCUGAACUUGCAACCACUAAACCUAACUCUGGCAGUUCAAUGGAUAGUUCCACUGCAGGAUACCUCACUGCAUGUAAUUCUUCCUCAUUAAGCUCCCUCCACAUCUCUAAAAGCUUGGAGGGGCAAACCACUGGACAGGAGCAAGAUUCAAAUGUGAAAAUAUGCAGCGAUGGUCAAGACCAUAUGCAGAGUUCAGCUUUAGUAGAAAGUUUAAUUGCAGUAAAAGUGGCAGCUGAGAAUAGUGAGGAGGGCAAUAGCUGUGUUGCUUCUCAAAGAAAUUCAUUCAAAGCUUUAUCCGAAGAGGCUUGGGACUCAGGGUUUAUGGGAAGCUCACCCAGAACUGCUGACAAGGAGAAUGCUUUACAGUGUAGCUCAAAAACACCUUCACACCAGGAGUUAGAGGCAGAUGAACAAGAUGCAAGGCCAAAGCAAGAGAACCAUCUUCACUCACUAGGAAGAAAUAAGGUAGGUUACCAUUUACAUCCCAGUGAUAAGGGCCAGUUUGAUCAUUCCAAAGAUGGUUGGUUAACCCCGAGCCCUGUGCCAGCCGGUCACAAAGCAUCUAAUGGGCAUUCACGAGCCAAGAUGAUGUCAGCCUCCAUUAAGACAGCUCGGAAAAGUAAAAGGGCGUCAGGGUUGAGGAUCAAUGACUAUGAUAAUCAGUGCGAUGUUGUUUAUAUCAGUCAGCCAAUAACAGAAUGCCACUUUGAGCAUCAGAGGUCCAUACUGUCUUCCCGGAAGACUGCCAGGAAGAGUACUCGAGGAUACUUUUUCAAUGGCGACUGCUGUGAGCUGCCAACUGUUCGCACACUGGCCCGAAAUUUACACUCCCAGGAGAAAGCAAGCUGCUCGCUGCCAGCAUCUGAGGCAGUGGUUACUCCCACACAGAUCCUUACAGCUUCACCCCUUAGACAUACCAUAGAUGGACAGCUUCCCAGAGAAGACCCCCCUGAAGAACCUGGUAAGGAGAUCAUCUGCCUCCUUGAGGAGGGAGGCCAAGACGCCUCAUCCGAGAAAGAGUCUCAAGAGCCUGAGGUUUGCACCAUGAACAGAGCAAAUCCAAGCAGUCCCCGCGAGUCACAGGAGACACCAGCUGCCAGCCCGUUGUGUCCUCUCCCUGCUUGGCUCCCUGAAGAGGACAGGCCAGAAGGUAGCCCCGCGGCUUCGGCUCCCAUAGCAAGCGGAGUGUCUUCCCCUGCGGGAGACCAGCAGCCAGACCCACUGCUGGACGCCGAGGAGAUGAGUGCAUCCCAGGACUGCCCCUCGGUUCCCACUACGGAGAGCACCUCGGGGGCAGGCAGGGAAGAUGUCUCUAGGCCUCAUUCUUCUCCUGAAGCAGUCAGUGGAGGAGAAAGUCCUCUCAUCUCACGAAAUCACAGUCCGCCCUUGGGCUUGGAGCCUCCCACGAGUCUGGGGAGGGCUGAGGAUGACCAAAGCAGCAGUCCUGAGGCCACAACGAGAGACACUCAGGAGCUGGACGCCAUCCCGCUCCUGAAGGAAGACAGCAUCUUCACUCGCAAAGACCCAGCCAGUGAGACUGAGGAUCCUGAGCCAGCAUGUGAGAGAGAACAGUUAGAGGCAGAGGACAGUGAUGCAAGAUCCUCCUCAGAGAAAGACACAAGCGAUCCAACCACUGACUCACCCGAAGAGAAUCUGGACAAGAAGAAAAAAGGGAAAAAGUUCCCCGAGGCCUCUGACAGGUGCUUAAGGAGCCAGCUCUCUGAUCCAUCCCCUGCUGAUAGGUGCCUAAGAAAUCAGAGUUCAGAUUCUUCCUUGCCUUGCCCUGAGGUCAAGGCUGCUAAAACCCCUGGUGCAAAACAUGCUAAAAAGGAAGGCCACGCUGGCAGGACAACACCCGAGGGCUCUCCUGUCAACCAUGCCCACACAGCAGCUCUGGAGGACCCUGAAAACCCACCUGCCGACGAACACCCUGCAGAGAAGGGUGCUGAGCAGCAGGAGGGCAAAAGCAGUGGGGUCAUCACCAGGCAGACUUUUAAAAACAUGCUAGCAAAAGACACAGUGGGGGAAGAAGUUUUCCCCAGCAGUGACCCCAUAGCCUCCAUUAGCCAGCCACUGCCUGCAGAGAGACUGGAAAUCUAUGUUGAAUCUAAGACAGGGGAGAGGAAUGCUCCUGUGCCCAAAGCAAGUAUCCCUUGUAAGAGGGCCCUGGAAGAGUCCAAAGAGAAGCCAGGACAUCCAUGUGCCCAGGAGGUGGAGGAGGCUGUGAACGAGGGAGGCAGCGAAAACACCCUGCAUAAAGGCGAUGGCACUGACACCCCCUCUGGCCCACUUGGCUCAUCAGAUAGUGGAGGUGGUGAUGCUGUUGGGCCACCAAAAUUGGUAGCAAGGCCAAAAAGAUUGACCUCUUCAACCUACAACCUAAGACACACUCACUCUCUGGACUCCGUGGAUACAACGAAAGUGACUUCUGAACAGGAAGCUGCACGAGGAAGCCCGAUGCCAAAGGAAAAUAAGGCCACAGAGAGUGGAGAUGCCCAGGAUGAGGAUGACACAGAGACAGUGGCGGACGAGCAGCCAAAGUUUAUGGAAUGGUGUGCUGAGGAGGAGAACCAGGAGCUCAUCGCCAACUUCAACGCCCAGUACAUGAAAGUUCAGAAGGGCUGGAUUCAACUGGAGAAGGAAGUCCAGGCAACACCAAGAGCAAGGAACAGGUCAGAUAAACUGAAGGAGAUCUGGAAGAGCAAGAAAAGAUCACGGAAAUGCAGAGGCUCGUUGGAGGUUCAGAAGCUUUCUCCUGUUCAGAUGCUGUUCAUGUCAAACUUUAAGUUGUCUAACGUUUGUAAGUGGUUCUUGGAGACAACAGAAACCCGAUCACUGGUCAUUGUGAAGAAGCUCAAUACCCGUCUUCCAGGAGACAUCCCCCCAGUCAAACAUCCCCUUCAGAAGUACUCUCCUUCUAGCCCGUACCCCAGCUCACUCCAGGCGGAACGCUUGAAGAAACACUUAAAGAAAUUUCCUGGAGCUACUCCUGCUCGGAAUAAUUGGAAAACACAGAAGCUCUGGGCCAAACUUCGAGAAAAUGCUGACCAAGUGGAUCCAGAGGAUGGCAAUGAUGCCAGCCUCAACCCUCAUUCUGAGGAUGGCGUGGAGAAUGUCAAGGACGAGAGAAACAGCCAUCGUCCCACAAACCUGCCUACUCCCGCCAGUACCAGGAUCCUUAGGAAAUACUCCAAUAUUCGAGGAAAGCUCAGAGCCCAACAACGUUUGGUCAAGAACGAGAAAAUGGAAAGCUCAUUGGGUCCGGCUGUGGAAAGCAAACAGAGUCGCAAGAGUGUUUGCAUCAACCCGCUGAUGUCCCCCAAGCUUGCCUUGCAAGUGGAUGCAGAAGGGUUUCCCAUUAAGCCCAAGAGCACUGAAGGAAUGAAGGGAAGGAAAGGGAAGCAGGUGUCUGAAAUUUUGGUUAAAGCAGAAGCUCAGAAUAAACGUAAGAGAACGGAGGGCAUCGGUACUCAGGACAGUAAGGACAGGGGACCAGUGGUGAAAGCCAUCAAAGAAAAGCAUGUUGAUGGAACCACCAAAACCCCUCCAGCCAGGAAGCCAACUGCAAGGGACAAAGCCAGCCAACUGCCCAAAAAGGUGUCUUUGAAAGAAAAUAAAGUGAAGAUCCCUAAAAAGUCCUCUGGAAAGAGCUGCCCUCCCUCCAGGAAAGAAAAAGAGAACACAAGCAAAAGACCUACCCUGCCCACUGCCUCGGAAACAGUAACGAAACCUGCAAAGCCAAAGGGGGCAGGUGAGUCCUCUUCCAGGCCGCAGAAAGCCGCAAACAGGAAGCAGAGCAGUGGAAAGACGCGCGCCAGACCUUUGGCAAAAAAACCAGAAAACAGAGCGGCCCAGAGAAAGCGAAAGCUGAAGGCAAAGCUGGACUCUUCCCAUAGCAAACGGAGGCGGCUGGAUGCAAAGUGACGGGAGAGCAGCAGCCCCGAGUAGACCUGUUCCAGAGAAGUAACUUUUAUUUUGCAUUAACUGAAUCUGCUUUUAUAAGCUUCUCAAGCCUUUCGAGUUACAGUUAAUGGCGAACACCCCCACUUGAGAUGUCAGAGAGUACGUCUCGGGUGGAGCAGGGAGCUUGCAGAGUCCUUCUCCAGGGCUGAGUAAGGGAAGGUAUAUAUUAUAUUCUGGUUGUUCCUUGGGUUUUAAACUUGGAACCAAGCAGUUUUCGUUUUAAAAAGUACAGUGCCUUAUUUAUCCUUUUUGUUUUUAGAUUUACAAAAGCUAAAAAGCUGAUCUAUGUGAUUAAAGGCUUGUAUUUUAUACUUGAUGCACACGCACUUGUACUGUAGCCGAGAAGACCACCAUCAUGCACAUGAAAGGAGCUAUCCAACAACCGCCCUGCACAUCUCUCCCCAAACAGGUGUCCCUUCUUGCAGGACCCCAACCGUGAACUUCCCUCUCCACCCUGUUUGUUUGUUUUGGUGAUAUUUGAAAGCUAAACCAAAUCAUUAUUAUGGUAUGUGGAAAAUGCAGAUUAUUAGGAUUAUUUUAAAAGGUUAAUAUUUCUGUUACUUGGUUUGGGAAAAAAAAGAUACUCAUUGUUGGUCACUCCUCUCACCUUUGCUCACAUGCUUAGACCAUGUAUUCUGAAUAACGUGCUCUUGGGAAGAAAGGUGUCACAGGGGUUAAUUCUGGCUUAUGACCUCUGGAAAUUACUAGCAUCCCCAAAGUGUGUCACUGCUACUUAACCAUCCUCUUCAUUUUUGGCUUUUCAAGCUUGCUAGCACUCUAAAGUUUUCAUUCUGCUUUUGGGGGAAAAAGCUAAUGUUUUUUUUUUUUUUUCAUCUUUUAGCUGUAAUUUGACAAUGAAGAUGAGAAUGACUUUUCUUAUUUUCUUUCCUACCAGAGUGCUUCCAUACUCAGAGAAAGCCAAGAUGUAUUUCCAGUGAUAGAAGAGUACAAGGGUAUUUAUGCACCCAGGCUUUGGGGCACAUUUGCGUGUGGUUGUCGGCCACAUGUGUCUCCUAAUGCCAGUUUUACAGUACAGUUCUUUUUUCCCAUGCAAUGUGCCAGAUUGUCCAUGGGCUGCAUCAUUAGCACAGGCCAGGUGGUCUAAAAGUGAUGCAGUGUCUCCAUGAGCAUCACCAGGACUUCUUGGCCCCAGACUCAGAAAGGGCUAAACAGCACAGAGUUAUGGAAAGGUGGAGAGCAGCCACAGCAUCUCGUAGUGCACCCACACUUCCCCCACUCCCAGAGUUGACUUUAGCUGGUGUAUUCUGAUGUGAAUAUACUUGUUGGAGUGGAGGUUCAUUCUGAUUGAUCAGUGACAUUUUAGUAGAUGAAUGGCUUGUAGCAUCACUCCAGCCCAUAGCAGAUCAGGCUCUGCUCUGUGGCUCAGAAGUGAGAACUGCAAUAUUUAUAAUCGGUGUUGUUUGCUUUUCCUUGUUGCAGCCUGAGACCGGGUGCAUUGGCUUUAACUCAGUUGCCUGUGACACUGUUCCAUUAAAACACAUUUCCCCUGGGCCACUCUGCAAAAGAAGUUUGAUUGUUAAAGCCUAAGCCAGCUUCUUUAACAUGUUCUGUCACCAAAAUAGGUUUGUGUAGACAGCUGCUGCCCUCUUUUUUUAUUGAAAAUGUUUUCCACUUAGGUUAUUUCAGAUCCCUUUAGAUAAACUCAGAUGGACUUUUUUUCAUGCACAUCAUGAUAAACCAGACCAGCUCUCCAGUCUCUGAAAGGUUUACUGUAUGUCAUGGAAGCUUCCAAUGAUUGGAUAGGACUGGAGAAUAGCAUUUUAUUUGUGAGAAAUUGAGAAUUGUGUUGGAUUUCGUAGAUAGUGAAGCUUACAAUCUUCAGUGAAGCCCUCAUUUAUUUUUUAAUGUCUCCUAUAUCCCAUGAGGUUUUCUCUCUCUCUCUCUCUCUCUCUCUCUCUCUCUCUUUUCUUUUUUUUUAUUUUAAGCGUGUUUGACUUUGGCCAUUCAGGAGCUACCUAUAUUAAUGAAACUGCUGAGUGUGUAUGUUGGCAACCUUCUCUCAGCAUUAAGUUGCACAGAAGCAUUAAUAUGUUUUGAGUAGGUUUGUUUAUUUUUUUAAAAAUGGUUUUAAGGUUUAAAAAUGUCUUUUCACAUAGUUGUCACUGGAUCUUGUUUGUGUGGUGACCUAAACAGCUUACGUUUACCACUGUCAGGCAUGCAGAUUGCUACAUGUAAGAGGUGCCCCUUGGCUGCAUUUAGACUACCUUGGGAGGUGCGUGGGUCCAGUCAGGAAGAGGUGAGAGGUAGUAAGUGGGUGGAACUUUUCCAGUUCCAAGUUUAUUACUCAUUCCAUUACUUUUCUAAGUUCUUCAUUUUUAAAAACUAACUUCAAAAUAAUAGCCUUCUCUCCCUUUCUAGGCUGCAUUUGAGAAAAGGCAUUUAUAUCACACACUUGACACUGCAGUGGAUCAUCUUUCAAAUCAGCUUACACUUUAGAAUGGUAACUACAUUUGAAUAGACUGAGAUUCUGCAUAAUUAGUACACUUUAAAGUUUAGAAUUGUUUUUAUAUUUAUUGAAUCUCAUUUUCGCUGAUUCAGUUAAGUUUGUUACAAGAACAAAGAAAACAGUAGUAAAACUGAGGGCCGCCCCUGGAAGGCCCUUUCACACCUCACAUGCUAGCAGCGCCGUGGGCCAGAUGUCCCCAAGCCCAGGCUGACAGUGGACUCUGGUUUCCAUCCCUUGCUGAGGCCUCCUCCCUCUAGCCACCUUCUAGUAUGGCUCGCCGCCGUAAGCAAGGGUGCAAGGCCCACAUUCCGAUUCCGGAUCAGGAAUUCUGCUCCUGGGCCUGUACUCAGCGGCAUGACUGCCCCAGGACUGGGGCUGAACUUGAUGCCCACCGGGCUCCUCCGAGUUUCCAGAGGAGCUGGAAGAUGCCUGGGAAGCAAACACGGGGUCACCCCCGCAGCUUCCUCAGAGCUGGGCCUCUUCAGAAGACCCGUUCUCUGUGCCCUGGGCACCCCGCCCCCUGCAGUGGGAGGACAACACACAGACUGCUCGCUUGGGGUCCAGAGCCUCACUCCUGCAGCCGCUCAGAUCCGUAGCAGUCUUGCAGCGCAGCAGGGAGGCCUCCUUCAGAGGAGUGUCCCUGCCGCUGUGAAUCAGUUGCUAGUCCCUUGAAUUCCUCGUUCAAGACUUCUACACGGCUUUAUCCAAAACAGUGAUCCUAGCCUGUGGGUUGCAUGCCUUGCUGUUUGUUUAGUAGUGUGGCUGGAAGAGGUGCACUUCAUCACCCCUUGUCCUGUGUGGUGCUUCCUGAUGGGACCUUCCAUGCAUCACAUGCUACACAGGUGAAUUUCUCACUGUACAGGAAGAUCAUCGGUAUAAGGCAUCACUUCAGUUUGGCCUCUUUCUUGCCUUGUAAUGGUGGCCUCUGUGGGGAAGGCAGGGGCUGUCACUGUCACGUAUCAACAGCAGUCCCAUUGAUGAGUGGACCUAAGAGGCAGACAGGCAGGCACAGCACACUCUGUGGCACAAACUGCAGACGCUGUAGUGUUAGCCAUCAGCAAGUCUGGUGCCUUCUCAACAACACCUGGAACUGGGCUGGAAUGUCCCGAAGGUCUGGCCAGUAGCCCUGAGAGGCACACCUGCUCCUUUUGGGUUUAGGUCAGCCAAUGGAGGCUGCCCUUGGCUUUCCGUGAUCUGUCAGGGGGCUGCAGACUGUGGGCUGGUUGCUUGUUUUUGUAAAUAAAGUUUUACUGGAACAUGGCCAUGCCCGUUUGUUUACUUAUUGUCUGUGGGACAGAACUGAGUAGGCGCAACAGAGAUCAUUUGGCCCACAAAGCCUCAACUAUCUACUGCCUGGAUCUUUAAGAAACAAUUUGCUGCCCCCCUGCUUCAGAAAAUAAUCCCUUUUCAAAAACAAAUCCCUGACUCUUCUCUUCUCCCUUCUUUUGCCUCUUGAUCUCUCUGUUCCCUUCAUUCCUUCCCCUUGCCCCUUCGUUUUUCUGUAUUCUUGCUAGAAGAGAGACAUAUUGGUACCUCACAUAGACCACCAUCUCCUGAAACGUGAGCUGCCUGAGCAUUCUGUCUCCCCUCAAAUCAGCCAUCAGUGGUGACCAGAGCCAGGCCUCCCCAGCCUGCGGAGCCAGAAGCUGUGGGCGAAAGGCAGUGAGCAUUCUCAAGUCCCGGGGCUUGGGCCUCUCGCUGCACUCCGAGUUUUCAGUCACACAGCUGACUCUGGAUUCACCUCUGGUUUACUGCUGAAGUCAAGAUUUUUAUUUUUGUUAAAAUUAGUGGAGAUUGUUUUAGAUGCACUUUUAAGCCUCUGAAAUCACAGAUGUGAUUUCUUCACAAAGACUUCUUCACAAAGGGGAAACAGACUCCAAACUCAAAGCAUUGUUUAUUCUUCAUGACAUUUUUGAUCAGCCUUUAGGCAAACAAAAAUGUAUUGGCAUAAUCUUUUCAGCCAUAUAGUUUGAAAGUAAUGUUAUUAAAGAUAAGCCAACAGGGGCUGGCAUGGAGGCAUUGCGGGUCAAGCCACCGCCUGCAAUACCAGCAUCCCGUAUCAGAGCACCAGUUUGAGUCUCAGCUUCUCUGCUUCUAAUCCAGCUCCCUGCUAAUGCACCUGGGAAGGCAGCAGAAGAUGGCCCACGUGCUUGGGCCCCUCCCACCCACAUGGGAGAGCUGGAUGAAGUUCCAGGCUACUGGCCUCAGCCUAGACCAGCCCUGGCUGUUGUGGCAAUUUGGGGAGUGAACUAGCAAAUGGAAGAUCUCUCUGUCUCUCUUUCUCUCUCUCACUGUCUUUCAAGUAAAAUAUAAAUCUUUUUAAAAAGAAAAGCAACAGAUAAAAAACAGGUUUUGAAGUACUCUGGAAAAAAAUGAUUCUGAGAAGUUAGGGAUUAAAUCGUUAGAUCUGAUCCAGGAAAUUCAUCUUUCCCCUCCCCUCAAAACUUAAGGAUAAGUUUCUAUGUCGUUUUUCAAAAUGAAGUUGAAAAAUUUUUGCCAGUGUGUCCAUAGAGUGACUUAAUUGUUUCAGUUUUGAAACAAGAUUGUCAAUUUGAGUUGUUAGCUAUUAAUUUCAUGUCUUCUUAUGGCUUGAAAUAUUAGAAACUUAUAUGUAAAUAUGAAAUCCACACUAUGCAUAUUACAUCAGCAAGGUCAUCUUCAUAUCCUGGCAGUAAGUACUCUUCCAUGCAUGUUCCCAAAUCCUUUUUCAAGGGAAAAUAUAUUAUUGUGUAUAAAACAAGCAGAAUUUUAGGAAGCCUUUUGAGACACUUUCCGUAGAACUCAUCCCUUGAAACAUCCAGAGUCCUGCAUUCUGCAGUGUGUGUCCUGGAAGACUUGGGUGUGUAGCCUCUGUGCGUUCGAGAGGGUCAGGCUCAGGCGAAACUGGAGCUCUCUGGUUCUGCUCCCAGCUCAAGGCUUCGCUGUGCUAUGCUCUGUUGGGCAUCCACCUUGGGCACUGUGUGGAGGGUGUCUUUGCUCUUGCCUUUGCCCUUGGAAUGGAACCAAAGCUGGUCAGUUCUCCCCUUGCCUCCUGUCUGUGUGAUCUUUUUCCCAGAGCCUUGGUGGUUUAUGCUCGGUGCUUAGGGGACAUCUUAGGCUCCACCCUUCAGAGGGGCAAUUGUGCAGCUAUGUUUUGCCCUAUGAGUAUAAACAUACGGCUUUUUCACCCGGCUAGGGCCACCCAUUCAACACAGGUUCUCAGUAUGCAGGCCACGUGAAAGUGCAGGCUGCCCAUUGGAAAACCAGGCGCACCGCAUUACAUGCCAGAAAUUGGACAAGUGGACUUCUUACAUAAAGCUAAAUGUGGCGCACACAGCUUCAGGCGCUACUGCCUGGCCCUUUACAGCCCAAGUUUACUGAUCCUUGCAGUGGUCAUCUGAGGCCCCAUUUUGUUUGUUCGUGAGUCCAGCUUUGUGACAGCUCUUCUAGAUUUCAGGUUAUCUUGCCUGUUGAUUUUGGUACACAGCUGCUCUUGGACAUUAUUCCUGAAUAAUGCUUAUACAUUUAAAAGAGAAAAAAAUAUUCUCCUUUCCUGACUGAAUAUUUGUUGUUGAUUAUGGACAUACAGUCAUAUCUACUAGGGUCUGUAAUUCAGCCUAAAAGUACAGUCACCUUCUUGUUUAUGAAUUAGAGUCAUUUAACUCUGGUGGAGAGACAUUCCACUGCAGCAGGGCUCGACACUGAUGAUUUAGUGAACUCAGCCUAGAAUAACGCCUGGCCGCAAAGGCAUACCGUGCUAGGUUUGACCCAGGAGCCCUCUGUAUUACUUUUGUAUCGAGUAUAUUUGCAAGCUUCUUAACUCUCCAAGCUUUGGUCAUUACUUGUGUGCGGAGAUGGCUGGUCUUUGCCUGUUUGAGCCUUGAAUCCAGACCAUGGUUUCUUAUAGAAAUACCAGCAUGCCAGUGGCAACCUUUGGGCACACCAGCAGCUUUAGACCGAACAAGUUCAGAGCCCUCUGGCCUGGCCUGACUCACCUCAUUUUGAGGAGCCAUCAUUAGUACCUUGCCUUUCCCUUCCUUCCUUCUGCUUCUGCCACCAGCCCCCUUCUAGGGGACGUCCCCUGCAGGACAGUCUCCCGUCCCCAAGUGCUUCACUGAACACAGUUUUGCCACAGGAGACCUUUUUCUCUUUUGACUUUUUCAUGGUCUGGUAUUUAGCCAUUGGGUCCAAUGCUAUUCGUUGAUCACCUUGGUUUUCACAUCCAUUUCCCAUGAUCCUCACCUCCUGUUGUCCUGUAACUGAUGCUACAGUACUGGGAUCUUGGAGAAAGAUGCCAUACAAACAAGAUUUGUGAAAUUUUGUAAAUCUGUAUCAUGGGCAGGGAUCAUUCUGAGAGCCACUGUCACUUAAGUUUAUUGAUUUCAUUGUGGUUUGUGCACUCUCAAUUGUUCUGGGAGACUGGUUUGAUACAUUUAAAUAGUAUUAUGGAUACACACCACUGUGGAAUUUCAUUUUAGUGUGUAAAUAGUGAUAUUUUCCUGUUCAGAAAACUUCUACGAAAGUAUUUAUUUUAACAACAACCACCAACAAAAAACUUAAAAAGGGCUUUCUAAAAAAGUGUUCUUUCUAGCCACCGUCCUCACCAGCUGUCCUGCCCAGCCAGGAACAUGCAGAUGGUGCAGUCAGGCAGGCAGAUGCGGCCUUGAAACCCUCACGGAAUUUAGGCAGAUGCAGUGGGGAAUGGGAACCUUAGCAUUGACCCUGCUGUCACCCUACCCCAGAACACACAGUGGGUAUGGCUAUGCCCAGUGUGGCAUCGGGCUCGCCUCAAGCAGCCCAUUCCUCAUAUACACCCCCUGACAUUCAAGCAUUCACUUCAGCCUGUGCAGGGAAAUGAGCCUUAGUUGUAACCCCAAGGAAAUACACACACACACACACACACACACACACACACACACUGGUUGCCUGAAGAAAGCAUUCAGGUGUAUUCCUGCAAGGAAAUACACACACACACACUGGCUGCCUGAAUAAAGUGUUCAGGUGUAUUUCUGCAAGGAAAUACACACACACCAGCUGGUGUAUUUCUGCAAGGAAAUACACAUACUCACCGGCUGCCUGAAGAAAGCGUUCAGGUGUAUUUCUACAAGGAAAUACACACACACACACACACACACACACCAGCUGCCUGAAGAAAGCUUUCAGGUGUAUUUCUGCAAGGAAAUACACACACACAAACACACACACACUCACUGGCUGCCUGAAGAAAGCGUUCAGGUGUAUUUCUGCUCCCAUUGACCAUGGGAGGUAAGCAUGUUACCUUCUGCACCUUGACAAUACUCAUGAGCACCUUGGCUCUCUUCCUCCUCCCCCUCCCCUCCCCCUACCUCUCCCCCUCCUCCUGCUUGUCUUUCCUGCACCUCCCAGCGCCGUCUCAGCAAGCAUCUGUGCAGAUGUGGGCCAGUCCCACCUGUAACCAGUGGUUACAGAACAAGACCAUCUGUUCUAAGAUGUACUCAGCUUUACUUCUCAGGAGUCCUGGUCUGCAGGUCACAGCACCCCCAGAUCUCCCCGAGCCUGUGCUCCCUGGUGAUCGUGUGUUCUCUUGCCUGUGCCCCACCGGUGGGCGCCCCUUCCUGAGGCCUGAUUCUGCCCUGCCCGCUGGACUGAGAACUGCAGCUCCAGGACUGCAGGGAGCAGGGGACCAGGCACACAGGGAUUUUUGUUGUCCAUUUGAACCAUAAUUUGCAUAUUUCCUUAUGGCCUCCCUUUGUCUUUCUAAACAAACGAGGAGGACACUUGAACAGUGAUGCUGGAGAAUGUUUUUUCUAAGAUACUGUUUGUAAGCAAAUCUGAUGUUAAGAUGAAAUGUGAAUGGGUAACUAGGUGCCAGGGAAUUUAGCACUGAACUAGACAGUCAACUUUUUUAACCUUUGCAGGAAGAAAUACAUUUUGCUCUCAUCUAAAUGUUCACCAGAAGUAAUGUUGUAAAUAGUUUUCUAAAAAAUAUUUAUUACACGUGCUGUAUACAGAGUUCAUGUUCUGAGUGAUGUUGGUUUGCAUUGUAGUGUUCUAGAAGAAUCUAUUUUGAGCAGUGGACUUCCUUUCAGAACACAGUUCACACAUGGAGAAAGAACAAAAACCAGCAGGUUGAGAGCUGUUUGGGGCAUUUGAUCUGUAACGCUACAUCAAAUCCAAGCUUUAACGGCCCCCUCUUCUCAUCUGGUUAUGUUAUAUAUUAUAUAAGUUUAUAUAUACAGAUGUAUGAUAAACUCGUCAGUGGUCAGUACCCAGAUCUGCUGAGCAGAUUUCCAGGUGUUCUUUCUGAUGUGUUGCCCAUAAGCAAUAAGAUCCUAGGUGAUACCAUGAAUUCUGGGGUCCACAUUGGCCCUUGUCUCAGAGGAGAGGGUGGGGGUAGAACAGCUCUUGCGAAGACCGCUUGCCUUGGCAGGAGAGGUUGCUGUACUUGAAUUUUUGCUUCUGUUUGCACGCUCCCUUGCGUCGUCAAACUCCAGCAAUGGAUGAGAAACCUGCCAGCACCAGACACGUCAGAAUUGGGCGUAUAGCUGGAAAAAUGAACACUUUGCCGUGAACCUGUAGAGGUUCCAAAUCAGGCUGAAGCAGAGCUCAUUUGGCUGUCGAGUAAGUCUAAGAGCUUUUUAAAAGAGAAGUGUAAGUGACCGAUUCAGUGUGCUUUGGCUGUGUCUGACCUACCUUUGGAAGCUAGCCCUUUGACAAGCCGCCUCUGUGCCUGGGCUGGAGAUGCCUACACAGCUGCCCUCGUGUCUGGGGUUCAGUCUCGUAGGUCAUUUAGAGAGGGCAGUGACUCCUCCGCUUCUCCCAGCGUGUUCAGUUCAACAGGUUUCUAAAGCUGUUUCGCAGCCUCUCCUUGUGACCGUCCUAAACUUUGUGAAGAAUAAUUACCCACACCCAGAUAACCCUUAAUAGAAGUAAUGUAGUUUUUUAGGCUUUUGAAAUAUGUCUUUUGUAUUUAUGAUGGUGUUUGGAAUUUUUCACUAGUGUUUUUUAGAUUGAAGUGGGUGCAUUAGGAUUACACUUUCCAUUGCUGAGCCUGAAAGCAAGCAAAGAGGAAAGCAAUUGACCUAUGUGGUAUUGUUGGGGAGGUGACUACUUGUGGGGCAUGGGGUGGGGGGAGGGGCAUUUUAGAUCAUGUUGGGGGUAAAAUAGAAUUCCGGCCCGAGGCUCCCCAAGUCUUAUUACCUUGUAAUAAAAAUUCCCUUAUUAGCCUCAAUCUCAAUAGAAGCCUGCUGUUUACCCUCAGGGAACAAGUAGUUUUCAAAAUUGAGCUCCUCCAAGGUCCUUGGCCAGUGCCUUUGUGCACUGGUGUCUCUGUAAACUAUAGCAUGGCAUUAUUUUCCCAGUAUGCAUUACUAUGUUGAGAAGUUCAGCCUACCUUGUAUGAGAAGCACAGCCCAGGGUCCUGGCUGAGGCUUGGUGAAUGCCUUCAAGGGGCCAGGGGUCACAGGAGGCCCAUGCAAUGUAACUGACACUCAGGUGCCGGGUCGGAUCUCUCCUUGUAGGCCACGCCGACCCUUCGGAAGGAGUUUAGGGCAGGGCUGCUGGUCCAGCUGUGGAUUCAGGGAGCUCUAAAAUGAAUCUCUACCGUUCCUUUCAAGGUCUUUCUGGUUCCUCUCAGUGUUGUCAUUGCCGAGGUCAGUCGCGUAGUUGUUCACACAUGCUCCUUGUGGCUGUCCUGAGUCUUAGCCAGUGAUCCGGAUGCCUAGGGACUGGGCCCUGGAGGGCCUCGCCCCUCCUGACCACGUGUGUGAUCCCGGCCUGUGUGGAGGUGUCUUCCUCAACGCAAUGGAAUGAGAAAAGCUGCAAGUGGUAACCCAGAAGAUCGGGUGUGUUAGCUCUUGGGCCUGGAUUUCCACUAUGUUAGUGAGUGUAGGACAAUACUGUGUCUUUAAUGGAUGAAAAUUCAAUGUAUGCUGUGAAUUUGUUGGUUUGAAACAUUGAGAAUUUUUCAUUAGACAAUGUUUACAUACCUCACCUGAAGAACCUUUGAGAGUGUAUAUAUGAAAUUUUAAAAUAUAUUAAGUUGCUUUAAAACAAUAUGUAUAGCUAUAAAAGUUGGAGUUAUUUUAACUUUGAAUAUGUACUGUCUCUUAAAUAUUGAAAUCCUGUAGACUUCUGUGCUUCUGUGUUUUACUUUCCUCUUAGGCCAUGUAGGAAACUGUGUUCUUGGUAUUGGUAAAGGGGCCCUCAUGGCAGUGCAAGCUUGGAAGGAUUUCCUGUGUCGUUUCAGAUUCUUGUUUGGUUUUAGGGAUGGGGUGUGGAGCUAGAGGAGGUAUUGGGAGGGUUUUCUCUAACGUUGACAUCGAUUCCAUGAGCUUUUUCAAGGCGCUUAUUUUAUUGCAGCAUAUUAAACUUCUUUGAUAUUAA
This is a messenger RNA of Oryctolagus cuniculus (rabbit), 16440 nucleotides long. The record is from RefSeq and is a predicted model, not a curated record. NCBI's taxonomy places the organism in Eukaryota, Metazoa, Chordata, Mammalia, Lagomorpha, Leporidae.